AAAUCCAAUUUAACAUGAAGCAUUUUGUCUUGGUCCAAAAUAAGAGUUACCUUUUCCUGGAAUUACCUGACGACACAAAAUGUGUUCGGCCUUCAUGUCAUCCCACGUCUGCAUUUAUUAAACAUGGAGGAUUGUUUAUAAUCCAUUGUUCUGGACAAAAAGCUGAAUUCAUCGUGCAACAGGACAGCUUGGAGAUGCAAGUGCCUGUGGUUAUAGAAAUCGAGAAGCCCCCGAGGGACAAUUAUUCAGUUCCAUACUGCUUCCUGUGUUUCGCCUGUUGGCUGGGAUGUAUCUGUCUUUCCCCGUGUAGCCUCGUGGCUUGUAUGUUCACAUGCAUUGCUGACAGUUGGAAAAGACGUGGACGUGAAAGUUCUCAAGUACGGUUAUGUCAGGCGGCGGCCAUUGCCUUCAGCCUCUUCACCAUCAUUGCUGGCAUUACUGCCUGGGUUUUCUUUUUCAUCUUCAUCUUUCCGUCUUUUUAUAGGAUGUAUUGGUAUCAGUAGAAGAUUUCGUAAAAACAAAGCUAUUUCGUUUCAAUUAAGUAAUUUUUAAGGGUCUUUUCUGUACUGAUAUGAGCUAAGAUACUAAAUCAUACACCUACUUUCAUCUUGAUAUUUUAAUAUUUUUUAACUAUAAUAUAAUAUCAUAUUAUGCUAUAUAUAAUAAAAUAUUAUAUACCAAUUUUUUCCACAGCAUCUGUCAUGUGCAAAUUAAAUAUACAUGACCCCCCACUGGCGUCGGAAGCAAAUUGAAAGUGGGGGGGGGGGGUAGACUAAUCCUCAGAAAUAUUGGAAGAAAAAAUAAUCCCAAAAUCAUGAAAAUCCUAAUCCGUGGGGAGGGGGGGGGGGGGGGUCGAGUAUACCUAUACUUCCAAAAAAAGUCUUAUGCCCCCAAAGAGUUCUUGUAUGUGAAACAUAUUAAAAUGAAUAAUAAACUACUUGAUAACCUUUAAUGAAGAAAUCAGAAGUCUCCUCUAUAUAUUUUAUUUCGGGUUUUUUGGUCAGCAUAUAAGAUUAUGUCCCCUUUCUUAUUCAAAGUCUUUGGUUUCUUGUAGUUUUGAGUGAUUUUGACAACCGUGUUAUAUUUAAUUAGUUUUAUCUUUUACUCGUCUUGCGAAAUAUAGUUUCAAAUACUGAUGAAAGAACGGAUUACAUAUCAUGAUUGUAUAUAUGAUUAUGAAUAUCAUAUCAAAAAGAGAGAUUAAAAUAAAAAUAGAAUAAAAAAUCAUACCUAAGUGAUACAUGUAUCGAUAUAAAAUUACGUUUUGAAUAACAUUUUUAGGAAUAUAUUGCCAAAAUGAUUAUGGGCGUGUUUUUUUUUUUAAAUCCUUGUUAUAAAGUGAUUUUGCAAAUUUGAAUAUGUGAUAUCAAAUAUUCAAUAUGCGAUAUUUACUAUUCAGCUUUUGGUUUAGUAAGUUCUUAUUCGAAUAGGGAAUACGUGUAUCCCCUAUUUGAAUAAAUGACACCAAUUGGUCAUAUAAACUUUCUAAACAGUUUAUAUAACAUAUUUGAUUUAGUUAAAUCACCUGUUUCAAUGUGUAGAAUGAAAAGUUAUAAUUUUUAAUGAACAACUUAAACGUACAAGCAAUCGUAGCCAAAAAUUCAAGUUGUAAUGUACAAAAGAAGGAAACGUGGAUUUUUUAGAUUUUAAAUCUGAUGGUUUUUAUUAAUUAUAAAUGUAUUUUUAUGCAAAAGGACACAGCCUGUCAUUUUUAUAGUGUCUCAAAUAUAUAUAUCUCUUUCAAAGCAGAUUGCCAUUAUUUUAUACAGUGUUUUUAUAUAAUGAAAUUUUAUUUGAUGUAUUGGCAUGUUACAUUUGAAUAAAUGAUUAAAUAUAC
Molecule: messenger RNA, 1837 nt
Organism: Magallana angulata
Lineage: Eukaryota; Metazoa; Mollusca; Bivalvia; Ostreida; Ostreidae
Exons: 3
Coding region: 15-503 (162 amino acids)
Source: RefSeq, a predicted model, not a curated record